AUGUCUGGCGAGAAAGUCCUUGAGGGGAUUCUCCCCGUUCACAAGCCGCAAGGCGUUACCUCUGCCGAUGUACUUCGCACUCUCCAAAAGCACUUCAACCCCUCCAAAACCUUCAAGCCAUGGCUCGACGCAGAGAAGGCUCGACUCAGCCAAGACCCCUCCUACCAGAAGAAGCGCCGUCGCAACAAGAAGCCUAUGGAUGUCAAGAUUGGACACGGAGGCACAUUGGACCCUCUUGCGACGGGCAUUCUGAUCGCUGGCAUUGGAAAGGGAACCAAGGUGCUUUCCGAGUUCUUGGGAUGCACCAAGUCCUAUGAAACGGUCGUUUUGUUCGGCGCGGAGACAGACUCGUACGAUUGCCUGGGGAAAGUCGUUCGCCGAGCUCCAACGGAACACAUCACACGCGAGAAGGUCGAGGAGGCGCUUGAACAAUUCCGAGGGAAAAUCAUGCAGCGCCCACCUAUUUUCUCCGCAUUGAGAGUGGAUGGUAAAAAGCUAUAUGAGUAUGCGCGCGCGGGCAAGAUGCCCCCGGUUGAGAUCAAGUCCCGGCCAGUAGAGACGGUUUCGCUGGAGCUGGUGGAUUUCUAUGAGCCUGGCACGCACGAGUUCAAGUGGCCCGAGGCUGAGAUGACCGGCGAUGAGAAAACUGUGGCAGAAAAGCUUCUGGACAAGGACGCUUCAUUACCUAUUACUACUGCUGCUGCAGAGGAGACCGCCGAUCAAGGAACCGAGUCAUCAAACAAGCGCAAGUCGCCGCCACCCGCCGAUUCCCCGAAAGAAGGACUGGAGGGGGAUCAAGGAGCCGCGAAGAAACAGAAAGCUGACGGUGGAGAAGCGCAGCCUGUUGCCCCCGAGCCAGGAAACGAAGAUAACGAAGAUACACCUGCCACAAAGUCCGAGAAGCCUCAUUCUCAGCCACCGGCAGUCAAGCUCAAAAUGACCGUGACAUCGGGAUUCUAUGUCCGCUCUUUAGCGCAUGAUCUCGGUAAGGCGCUCGGCAGCUGUGGUCUCAUGAGCUCCCUUGUUCGCAGCCGACAAGGUGAUUACGAGCUAGACCCUGAAAAGGUCCUUGAGUACAAGGAUUUGGAAGCCGGCGAAGAGGUUUGGGGGCCCAAGGUCACCAGGUUUCUAACAGAGUGGGAGGAGAAGCGGGCCGCAAAGGCGGCGAGCGAGGCUGAGAAGUAA
This is a messenger RNA of Penicillium chermesinum, 1185 nucleotides long. RefSeq names its product pseudouridine synthase PUS4. The record is from RefSeq and is a predicted model, not a curated record. The transcript has 2 exons. Bases 1 to 1185 code for a protein of 394 amino acids. Gene Ontology annotation, biological process: mRNA pseudouridine synthesis; tRNA modification. Gene Ontology annotation, molecular function: RNA binding; pseudouridine synthase activity. Gene Ontology annotation, cellular component: mitochondrion. NCBI's taxonomy places the organism in Eukaryota, Fungi, Ascomycota, Eurotiomycetes, Eurotiales, Aspergillaceae.